Molecule: messenger RNA, 537 nt
Organism: Artibeus jamaicensis (Jamaican fruit-eating bat)
Lineage: Eukaryota; Metazoa; Chordata; Mammalia; Chiroptera; Phyllostomidae
Gene: PIERCE1
Product: piercer of microtubule wall 1
Exons: 3
Coding region: 83-496 (137 amino acids)
Biological process (GO): axoneme assembly
Cellular component (GO): axonemal microtubule
Source: RefSeq, a predicted model, not a curated record
GCCGCGCGACCCUCGUGCCGCGGGCUGAGGGGAGGCUGCUGCUUGCCUUGCCUCUCCCUGGUGCUGCGCCCGCGGACGGCGGAUGUCCGAGGAGAACCCCCAAGAGUGCGCGGAGCCCGCGGAGCCCGCGGCCCAGGCCCCCCUGCCGAAAACCAGCGACCACUACCGCAUAGAUGAGAACCUGCCGGUCAGGUUCAAUAACCCGGCGUGGUUCCGGGGCUACAGGACCAAAGCGCCCGUCUCGGUGUAUAGGACCAGUAACCAAGCUUACGGGGGCAAGGCCCCCACGGUGCACGAGAUGCCGAAAGUAUUCUAUGCAAAGUCGAGUAAAUUUUCCACUCGACUAGCAGCCACUGGAAUGUUCCAGAACAAUUCCUUCAAUGUCUGCCUGGAGAAGAGCAUCGUGACCGGCGUGGACAACUGCAUCACCUCCUUUGACCGGCUGAACUUCCACCCGAGCUACAACGCCAGCAGGCCGUCCAUCUGCAGCGACUGAGCAGCCAGGCCCCCUCCCCACCAGGCCUCCCCGCCCCCAGC